This is a messenger RNA of Gasterosteus aculeatus aculeatus (three-spined stickleback), 7426 nucleotides long. Lineage: Eukaryota; Metazoa; Chordata; Actinopteri; Perciformes; Gasterosteidae. The record is from RefSeq and is a predicted model, not a curated record.
ACACACACACACACACCGCAUCACUCAUUAACGCAGCGAGCCCGUUGAAGGAAGUCGUCACCUCUUUUCAGCCGACAUUUCCAAAUGUCACACGGAUGAUAUAAAAGAUAAAGAAAUAAGGCAGGCUGCGUUGCACGGACCACCCCGCCCCCCUCCCUCUGUGACCGCGGAGGGGUCCCCGUCCCUCCCGAGCCGUCAUCAGCUGCUGGUGUUUGCAGCGAAUCGUUAGCGGCUAACCGGCUAACGCUAGCAGAAGGUUUGACUCCUUUUUUGAUUUCAUCACAAUGACAAUCAAGCCGCUGCUCUUCAACUUCACACCUGAACUCUCCCGCUUGUGAUGAGAAAGCAGCGCUGACUCAACAGGGAACACAAAUCCUGGACGCUGUGACGUGCGGGACGCCAUCGGUCCAAGAUGGAGAAAAAGAAAACGUGCCCCCGUCUUCUGGACUACUUGGUGGUGGUCGGCGCCAGGCAACCGAGCAGUGACAGUGUGGCCCAGACGCCUCAGCUCCUCCGCCGCUACCCGCUGGAGGACCACCACGACUUCCCGCUCCCACCCGACGUGGUGUUCUUCUGCCAGCCGGAGGGCUGCCUGAGCAUACGGCAGCGACGGGUCAGCCUCCGCGACGACUCCUCCUUCGUCUUCACGCUGACGGACAAGGACUCGGGGAUAACCCGCUACGGAAUCUGCGUCAACUUCUACCGCUCUUUCCAGCGCGGGCACCACCGCGCCCGCGGGGACAAGAGCGGCCACGCGGCGCAGGCCGCCGAGACCAACAGCGACUGGUCGGACGGCAGCGGGCCGUCGCCGGCAAACAGCGGCGAGUCGGCGGCCGGCCCCGCCUCCGGAGAAGAGGGCGGGCCGCCGGCCGCCGGCAAGUCGCCGCAGCACAGGCGGAGCGCCGCCAAGGUGGCGGCCAGGAACCGCAACAGCACGCUCACCUCGCUGUGCAUAAUCAGCCACUACCCCUUCAUCUCCACCUUCAGGGAGUGCUUGUACAUCCUGAAGAGGCUGGUGGACUGCUGCAGCCAGAGGCUAACUCAGCGAGCCGGGCUCCCCCGCGCCACCCAGAGGGACACCAUGUGGCGCGUGUUCACCGGCGUGCUGUCGGUGGAAGAGAAGAGCAGCCAGCUGCUGGCCGACCUGCGGGAGAUCGAGUCCUGGGUGUACCGGUUGCUCCGCUCCCCGGUGCCGGUGGCCGGGCAGAGACGCGUGGACGUGGAGGUUCUGCCCCACGAGCUCAAACGGGCACUCACCUUCGCCCUGCCGGACAACUCCCGCUUCUCCAUGGUGGACUUCCCCCUGCACCUGCCCCUGGAGCUGCUGGGCGUGGACGCCUGUCUCCAGGUCCUCAGCUGCAUCCUGCUAGAGCACAAGGUCAUUCUUCAGUCCAGAGAUUACAAUGCGUUGUCUAUGAGCGUCAUGGCCUUUGUUGCCAUGAUCUACCCUCUGGAGUACAUGUUCCCCGUCAUCCCCUUACUCCCCACCUGCAUGGCCUCUGCCGAGCAGCUCCUCCUCGCCCCCACCCCUUACAUCAUCGGCGUACCAGCCAGCUUCUUCCUCUACAAAGCUGAUUUCAAAAUGCCAGACGACUUGUGGCUGGUGGACCUCGACAGCAGCAAGGUCAUAGCGCCAACCAAUGCAGAGAUUCUACCACCUCUUCCGGAGCCCGAAGCGGGCGAGCUGAAGAAGCACCUGAAGCAGGCCUUGGCCAGCAUGAGUCUGAACACCCAGCCCAUCCUGAACCUGGAGAAGUUCCACGAAGGUCACGAGCUGCCGCUGCUCCCGCCGGGCCGAGAGAAGGCCUCGCCGUCCUCCACGGAGUUCAACCCGCUCAUUUACGGCAAUGACGUCGACUCUGUGGACGUGGCCACCAGGGUGGCCAUGGUGCGCUUCUUCAACUCCCCGAACGUUCUCCAGGGGUUCCAGAUGCACACGCGCACCCUGCGCCUCUUCCCCCGGCCCGUGGUGGCCUUCCAGUGCACCUCCUUCCUGGCGUCUCGGCCGCGGCGCUCCUGCUUUGCGGAUAAACUGUCUCACACGCAGGCCGUGGAGUUCUAUGGCGAGUGGGCCCUGAAUCCCUCCAACCUCGCCUUCCAGAGGAUACACAACAACGUCUUCGACCCCUCCUUGAUCGGAGACAAGCCCAAGUGGUACGCGCACCAGUUACAGCCGGUGGUCUACCGAGUGUACGAUGGAAGCUCCCAGCUGGUGGAAGCCAUGGCUGGUCCCCUGGAGGACGAGGGCAACGAGUCGGACCCCACGGACAGCGGCAGUGACAGCGACGCGUACGACGACUCCAGCUCGUCCUACUCCUCCCUCGGAGACCUCGUGAGCGAGAUGAUCCACGGCGACAUCCAGGGCGACACGCCGAGCUUGGACCCGCCCACUCACGCCGCACUGGGAGACGCCAGCGAGGUGGAGUUCCAACACCUCCACGACUUCGGGGCCGGCGGAGUCUCCGAGGGUCCGCCGGGUGGGGACUUGCCCGCCGACCCCUCCGACGCGCAACCUCUUCGCUCGAGCUCCAGCACGACCGCGAGCUCCAGUCCCAGCACGGUCAUCCAGGGGGUCAACCAGGAGCACGGGGAAGCACCUGAAAUCGAAGCACCAGCAGGUGCCGCGCUGCAGGUCCCGGUCUCCGGAUUGGGCGGCCCGCCCGUCCUCAGACCCGCGGCCGACGGCGGCGGCGUGGCGGGCCCCGCCAACAAAAAGCAAGAGUACGACAACCCGUACUUUGAGCCUCAGUAUGGCUUCCCCUCAGAGGAUGACCCCGAUGCAGAAGAGCAAGUGGAGUCAUACACCCCUCGAUUCAACCAGAACCUCAAUGGCAACAAGGCACAGCGGCCUCUGCGUCCCUCCAGCCUGAGGCUACCGGGAGAGUCCGACGGGGAGGGCGACUCCCGCAACAGCUCGCCGAACUCCACCAUCUCCAACAGCAGCAACAACGACGGAUUCGGAGGACUCAUGUCGUUUGCCAGCAAUCUCUACAAGAACCACGGCACCAGCUUCAGUCUGUCCAACCUGGCGCUUCCCAACAAGGCAGCGAGGGAGAAAACGCCGUUCCCCAGUCUGAAAGGCGCUCGUGCACCUCGAGCCCUCGUGGACCAGAAGUCCUCGGUAAUCAAGCACAGUCCGACAGUGAAGAGGGAAUCUCCUUCUCCUCAGGGCCGAGUCAACAACACCAGCGAGAACCAGCAGUUCCUGAAGGAAGUGGUGCAGAGCGUCCUGGACGGUCAGGGGGUCGGCUGGCUCAACAUGAAAAAAGUGCGCCGCCUGCUGGAGAACGAGCAGCUGCGCGUCUUCGUGCUGAGCAAGCUGAACCGAGCCAUCCAGUCGGAGGAGGACGCCAGACAGGAGAUCAUACGCGAUGUGGAGGUGAGCAGGAAGGUGUACAAAGGCAUGCUGGACAUCUUGAAGUGCACCGUGUCCAGUCUGGAGCACUCUUACACCAACGCGGGCCUCGGAGGAAUGGCCAGUGUCUUCAGCCUCAUGGAAAUCGCACGCACUCACUAUCAGACCAAAGACCCGGAAAAACGCAAGCGAAGCCCCACAGAAAGUGCCGGCAGCCCGGGGAGCAAAGAGAGUCCUUCUGCGCACGUGGACGCCGCCGGGACUCGAGGCCUCCUGAACGUUCCCCACCUGCAGGUGCCGCACCACGCCACGGGCCGCGGCGCCGCACGCCACUUUGACACGCGGAGUCUGAACGAGGAGAACUUUAUUGCCUCGAUCGAAUUGUGGAGCAAGCACCGGGAUAAGCAAAAAGCUAUGGAAAAACCACAGAGGUCCGACGGAGCGAAGCACCAGCGCCCCCCGGUGGCCGACGGCGAGGAGAAGAAAUCCCAGAUCAGUGCCGACAGCGGCCUCGGCGUGACGUCUGGAUCCCAGAAGAGCGACACCGAGUCGGUAACGAGCUCGGAGCCCCCGAUCCUGACGAGAAGCACCAGCCAGGACUCGGAGGCCAGCACAGUGAUCAGCAACAGCUCCGGCGAGACGCUGGGCGCCGACAGCGACCUGAGCAGCACAGCCGGGGACGGCCUCGGCGGCCGAGUCGGCGCCCACCUGACGCAGUCCAGAGGAACUCUCUCCGACAGCGAGAUCGAAACCAACCCGGCCACCAGCGCCGUUUUCGGGAAGCCCCACACCCUGAAGCCGGCCGCCAAAGAUGCCGCGCCGGCGAAGGGGGCGCCGGCGCGGCCCGCCGAGGACAUCAGCAUGAGGAUCUACCUCUGCGAAGGGCUGCUGGGCCGCGAUAAGAGCUCCGUUUGGGAUCAACUAGAAGAUGCUGCCAUGGAAACCUUUUCUCUAAGCAAGGAGCGCUCCACUCUGUGGGACCAGCUGCAGUUCUGGGAGGACGCCUACCUGGACGCCGUGAUGUUGGAGCGCGAGGGCAUGGGCAUGGACCAGGGGCCGCAGGAGAUGAUCGAAAGGUACUUGUCUCUGGGCGAACACGACCGCAAGCGCCUCGAGGACGACGAGGACCGACUCCUGGCGACGCUGCUGCACAACAUGAUCGCGUUCAUGCUGAUGGUGAAAUUGAACAAAAACGACAUCAAGAAGAAAGUGAGGCGCCUGAUGGGGAAGUCCCACAUCGGCCUCACGUACAGCCAAGAGAUCAACGAGACACUGGACAAACUGGCCGACCUGAACGGCCGCGAGCUGUCCAUCAGGCCCAGCGGCAGCCGCCACAUCAAGAAGCAGACGUUUGUCGUGCACGCCGGCACCGACACCACGGGGGACAUCUUCUUCAUGGAGGUGUGCGACGACUGCAUCGUCCUGCGCAGCAACAUCGGCACCGUCUACGAGCGCUGGUGGUACGAGAAGCUCAUCAACAUGACCUACUGCCCCAAGACCAAGGUGCUGUGUCUGUGGAGACGCAACGGCCAGGAGACGCAGCUCAACAAGUUCUAUACCAAAAAGUGUCGCGAGCUCUACUACUGCGUUAAAGACAGCAUGGAGCGCGCCGCAGCCCGACAGCAGAGCAUCAAGCCAGGUCCCGAGCUGAGCGGAGAGUUUCCCGUCCAGGACAUGAAGACCAGCGAAGGCAGACUGCUGCAGGUCACCCUAGAGGGAAUCAACCUGAAAUUCAUGCACAGCCAGGAGCGGAAGGUUUUCAUAGAGCUGAGUCACAUUAAAAAGUGCAAUACAGUGAAGGGAGUCUUUGUCCUGGAGGAAUUUGUUCCUGAAACUAAAGAAGUGGUGAUCCACAAGUACAAGACCCCCAUGGCACAUCAGAUCUGUUACUCCGUCCUCUGCCUUUUCUCCUACGUGGCGGCUGUGAAGGGGAAGGAGGCGGAAGGAAAACCCAAGAUCCUGUCCCCGAGACCCCUCCCUAGCUAGUCUACCCCCCCCUCCACCGCCCGUCCUCGUGCCUCUCUACUCGGCUCUAAAGACCAGAGACUUCUGACAAUCCCCACUCAACUCGAAGCACACAACCCCCCCCACCCCCACACCGCGUGUACAUACGAGCCUGCCCCCCCCCCCCCCCCCUCUUUUUAGACCCCUGUCGUGUAGACGUGUUUAGUCUGUGAUGUCGUGUAAAUACGCUAAAUGUUUGCCUGCUCCUGCAGCCCCCCCCUCCCUGCCGAGGCCCGACCGACUGUUCUCACCCCGAGUGCACGCAGGUCCCCGUGCACAGCCUCGACUUUCACCCCAGAGCUGCCCCCCCCCCCCCCCCACACACCAGAACCCCCCCCUUUGUGAGUUUUUCUGUGGUAUGUGGUAACCGUACAGUUGAAACUGGUGAAAACCAUCCAGGGAGCCUCUUGUAGUGUCAGGUCGUCCCACGCUGAAAAAAUAAACAACUGCGCGUGUUUCACUGAAGCGCACGUGCGCAUGUGACCGCUUCCUUAAAGUGUUUGACCCCCCCCUGACCCCCCCCCACGAUGUGAGUGUCCCCAGAUGUGUCCUCUCGCUCCCCAUCGAUGGCCGUUCUAGUUCUACUGUAAAACUCCUCGUCUGUGGUCCGCUGUUAUCAAUUGCAUGUUACUAUGACGAUAAAAAUAAAUAUUAUAUAUAUUUCUAUAUAUAGUAUUUAUUUAAUAUAUAUACAUAUAUUGACUGUACAUUUCUCUGAAAAAAUGAUGUUACAAACUGUUGAUUUGCUAGAUGUGCAAUACUUAAUAAGUAGUGAGCCAUUGCCAGAGCCACGUUUGAGCCACCUGGCGUCCGCAGGGGGGAAAACGCUUCUUGUUUUCUAAAGUAAAUACGACGACAUCCGUCUCACGCUUUUAAAGUCACGUCGCAUGGAUGAGAAACCCGCUGCUGGCCACGCUCCCAAUCAGUGAUGUCACCAGUUGCGCAAUUAACAUUCUCAUUGACAGUCAGCCCAGUUUUAAAAGUAGCUACGAACUGUCAGUUUAAAUAUUUAAAGCGUUAUGCGGAUGAGCGUUGGGUUAACCAGCGCUUUUCCUUUUUCCUGUCUGCCGACAUCGAAUCCGCUUUGUUUUUACAAAGUUUCUGGAUUUGCGUUUUUAGGGCGGCCAUUGUUUGUCCCCCAACCUCCAGGUCAAAGGUCACAUUUCCUAAAGGCCUUUGUUAGGAAUAGUGACCCGUCUCAGGCUGUGCCUCUUUGGAGCCUUCGCCUGGAAGUUGGAAAUAAAACGUUGUCACGAUGCCAUAAAAAUUAUUUCAAAUUAAAAGAGAAGCGAAGUGAAAAAUCUAAAUGCUGCUUGUAAAAUGUGAUCAGUAGUUUGACCAUAAAUUUAAUGAAAUUUGGUUUUGUCUGAUCAACAGAGCAAAGAUCCUGAGUAUUUAAAAUGAUCAGAUAACAGAAUCUGGUGUAACCGUUACAGGGCCGGAUAAUCGUAAACUCCAUUAAAAAGCCCCAAGUGAAAUAAAGAACCUGUUUUGACGUCGCAGACGUCUAAAAGUCCUCAGAAACUCUCCAGCAGCAGGUUUCCAUCCCGGGAUCGAACACACCGAGUCUCCGUGGUUCUGCUCCGUGAAAGUAAACAACAGUUGAACCUGAUCCGUUAACUUUCACUGUUUGUUUGUGUGUGUGUGUGUGUGUGUGUGUCCAGAUCAGCAAUAUAUGGGUACAGCUCACCGGAAGAUAUUUUUAUUGUUUCCUUUUGUUGUUUUUUUUAUUCUGACGCUUGUAUUUUUUGUGAUUUUAACUGUGCAAAGGAAAAGAAUUGGUGAAAUAUUCAGAAGAUGCUGUUCCACUAAUGAAUAUAUUACACACAAAUAAUAUAUAAACAAGACCAAACUGGCAUCUCAACAAUUGGUUCUGAGCGGGACACACUUCAAAGUGUUUUGUUUUUUUUAAACUGGAGUACUAUGAGUACUACUACUCAUCUGUCGUUGUACUAGCCGGCUGCAGAAGCGUGAACUGAGGCUGUAAGUAUUCCAGCGUUGGGAAGAAAAAAAGUAUUUAUAGAAUAUGUACAGCUUUGGCAAUAUAAUAAAGUGAUCGCAAAUGAA